Molecule: messenger RNA, 695 nt
Organism: Aphidius gifuensis
Lineage: Eukaryota; Metazoa; Arthropoda; Insecta; Hymenoptera; Braconidae
Exons: 5
Coding region: 111-695 (194 amino acids)
Molecular function (GO): protein binding
Source: RefSeq, a predicted model, not a curated record
UUUCAUUUUGCUCAUGGUGGCAAAGCCAUGUUAACUCUUUUAUAUAUAUUUUAUAUGUUGUGACGCAUUCAAGUUCCUUUCUCUUGACCAAAACUGAUUGAUGAUCAUUUAUGAUAAUAAAAAAAAAGGAUAAUAAAAUGGAUAAAAUGACUGGCCCAGAUCGAAAGUCCAACAUCAAAGUGAGAUCUUUUGGUGAUCCAAAUCGUAACAAAGGAUGGAUUAAAUGUUAUACAAAUAAAAAUCGUAAAAAGCCAUAUUUUUUUAAUGUUUUUACACGUUGUGCAACUUGGACAUUACCAAUUUCCAAGGAUAUAUAUUUACCAACUCACAAGUGUAAUUUGAAAAAAACAAAUGAAUUGGAGACAAUUGAAGAUAUGCCAUUAUUUUCAUUGUCAGAUUUUGAAGAUGACAAUAAUAAAGAAAUACUAUCAAAUAUAAAACAUGGUAGUAAAACAAAAGUUGAUAAAGAUAUUUUAUUUAAACUGUAUUUUAAUACAAAAAUAAAUUUAUCACAAAAUAUUGUUGAUAGCUAUGAUGAUGAAGAAGAAGAAGAACAACAUGUUGAUAAUGAAAAUAAUGAAAAUUAUCCAGUUGUAAUAGCAAGUAGAGAUAUAUCAGAAUUAAGUGAUAUUAUUGAUCAUCUUGAAAUAAAUUAUUCAAUGAUUCAACAACAGUAUCAUCAAAUGAUACUUUAA